GUCUCUCCGCCAUCUUUGCUAAGUAGUGUGUCCAUGUGUAGAAACAGAAGGGCAUGUUGACAGCAAAGCGAGCGUUUCGAUAGCGGUGUGCCGGCUCUCUAAAGAGCGAUCGUUUUGAAUUUUAUUUGUUUGGACCCAGAGAAAUACCGAAAAUUCCGGCCUUAAAGUUAAACGACGCCGACGGUUGGGAAGCUUCUUCUUCGGGCAAGGCCAUUAGUAAAGCAAGCCCUGAGGGCUCCUACCGGACGGUAGACUUCAACGCAGAACCACCCUGGGAUCCCAGCUAGCAUCGGCUGAAAGCAGGUGUUUUUGUGGCCAGAUUGUUUGUAUACUCAGAUAUUCAGCUUAACUUUGUUGUUGUUGUUUUGACUGACAAGCUACAACAAUGAAGCAGUAUUUAGGAAAUAACUGUACUGUAGAAAUUCUUCCCUUUGAGAAAUCCAAACAACGUCUCAUCACUGACAAACUAGAGUGCCGUGGACUGGAGGAUACUGAGGACGCCUUCUUCAUUGGUGACUUGGGUGAUAUUAUCCAUAAACAUAAAGCGUGGGUUUCCCUUCUUCCCCGCAUUCAGCCCUUUUAUGCUGUGAAAUGUAAUGACAGCCCUGCAGUGCUGAAGACCCUGGCCGAGCUUGGCACGUCCUUUGAUUGUGCUAGCAAGGCUGAGAUUGAGAAAGUGCUGAAGCUAGGCGUGGCUCCAUCUCGUAUCAUCUUUGCUAACCCUUGUAAACAAGCCUCGUUCAUUCGUUAUGCUCGCAAGACUCAUGUCUCAAUGAUGACCUUUGAUAAUGAGGCAGAGCUGCACAAGAUCAAGAACCUCUACCCUGAUGCUAAACUUGUGUUACGGGUUCUGCCCCCGAGUGAAUUCAAGGUGCAGUGUGAGCUGGGCAUCAAGUUUGGUUGUCAUCCCAAGGAUUGUUACCAUCUGCUGAAAGUGGCUAAAGGACUAGGGCUUAAUGUUUUCGGAGUCAGUUUCCAUGUCGGGAGUGGGUGUGAGGACGCACGAGCGUUUGAAGCAGCCAUUUCUGUGUCCAGAAAAGUAUUCGACCAAGGGCUGGAGCUUGGCUUCAAGAUGACUCUACUGGAUAUUGGAGGUGGAUUCCCUGGACAGCAGUCUGCUCCGAUCAGCUUUAGGGAGAUUGCGGCUGUCGUGAAGCAGGCACUGGCUGAACACUUCCCUGAGGAGAGUAGAGUACGAGUGAUAGCCGAACCAGGACGCUACUUUGUGGCCUCAGCCUUCACUCUGGCUGUCAAUAUUAUAGCUAAGAGAGUGGUGGCCAGGGAGGCAGAAACAUCAAGCCCUGGGCAAGUUGCCAGCCUGGGAGAGCCAACAAAGGACCAGGAGCCUGCAUACAUGUACUAUGUGAACGAUGGUGUGUACGGCUCCUUUAACUGCCUUCUCUAUGACCAUGCCCAUGUCACAGCCAGUGUUUUGCAGGAUUGUGAGGACGAGCAACCAUUCACCAGCAGUAUCUGGGGACCGACAUGCGACGGCUUGGACUGCAUUCUGCAGAAGGUACUUCUCCCAGAGCUGAACAUCGGACAAUGGCUGUACUUUGAGGACAUGGGUGCAUACACCAUGUGUGCUGCAUCAUCAUUCAAUGGCAUGCCCAAACCUAGAUGCCAUUACUACGCUCAAACAGAGACCUGGCAUACCGUGUUCCCUGCCAAGCCUAAGAAGUUGGAGCGAUGUAUUUGUGCCAUACCCCAGAUGAAGGCUGGACACGAGUGCGGAGACCUGGAUAUGUCCAAGCUGACGUACAUACCAGAUGACACCUGUACCAAGGUGGAUCUUUGAAAGCCAAAUGUUCACUCCUAGAUACCAUCUAUAUAUAGCCCUGAGAUAAUUCCCAAAUGAUUCUCGAUAGCUUUGGAUUACAUAGUUAAUUACUAGCAUUCCUGUGCCAGGUUAGUAAGACAAACUUGUAAGGUUUGCCGUGCGGCUUUAAGUACAUGUACUUCUGUUUACAUAAUGGUUGUUGACACGUUUUAUGUUCUUGUUUUUUAAAAUACAUCAGUAUUAGAAUCCAUUAUAAAGAGAGGAAAUUGAUGGAUAACUAAAAUUGUAGCUGAGAUCAUGAGAGGUCUUGAUCAAACCAACAUUAUGUUGAUAUCAUGAGUGGUUGAUUUCUCAAAGGGAAGAAUUUUUUGACAGUUUCAUUAUCAGUUUUUGUCCUUCCAGCAAUAUUCCAAGCUUUGAAGGGAAGUUAAGUUGAUUUCUGAGUAUACAAACAAUUUAAACACCUGCUCUAUCUCUCACCUGGCCAGUUCUUUUUAUUUAUUUUU
Messenger RNA from Liolophura sinensis, 2286 nucleotides. RefSeq names its product ornithine decarboxylase-like. Gene Ontology annotation, cellular component: cytoplasm. The coding region runs from base 386 to 1798 and encodes 470 amino acids. The record is from RefSeq and is a predicted model, not a curated record. Lineage: Eukaryota; Metazoa; Mollusca; Polyplacophora; Chitonida; Chitonidae. Gene Ontology annotation, molecular function: ornithine decarboxylase activity. The transcript has 12 exons.